UGUAUUGAAAAACUGUGUGUUUUUGGAUAUUUUUUGCGUGAUAAUAUUAUGUCAUAUUGAAGACUGAAAAAAGGAAUGAAAAUAAUUCAAUAUGGCUGAAAACGAAGGUCCUGUCACUGUUGAAGACCUGCCUAUAUCAUUUCAUGUCAAAUACUUAGGACAGAGCGAUGCGCGAGGACUAUGGGGUAUCAAACACACGAGGAAACCAGUUGAUUUGAUGGUAGCCGCAGCGAAAGCGUUGCCUCCAGGUCAAAUUUUACCCAUUGUGAAACUAACAAUCACAGUUGACGGUGUCCACGUCGAGACUGUGCUACACGGGACAAAACGGGAUGAGUUUGAGCACAUGUCUGUCUUCUUCAACAUAGAGUCAAUAUCUUACGGAGUACAGGACCUGGUCUACACGAGGGUGUUCUCCAUGAUCAUAGUGAAGGACAAUGAGCCGGUCAAGGGAUUGAAUCCCUUCGAAUGCCAUGCCUUCGUUUGCGAGUCGAGAAAUGCAGCUCGGCGGCUAACAUACUCCUUGGCAGCAGCCUUCCAAGAUUAUUCGAGACGAGUGAAAGAGAUGCAAGCAUCAACAGAUCACGACGAACGCCCACCGAGUAUGAAGAAGAGGUUCGCCAUAGACUUGCGAACGCCGGAGGAAAUAGAGGCGGACUUGGAAACAGAGGCGUGAGAUAAAAGCAUCUUUAUAAGUAUAUUAAAUAUCGGUAUGGUUAACUUAUAAGUUUGUAUAGUUUGACCGGAUUACACUUGAGUUUGUUAAUGUGUGUCUAAUUUACAAGAGGCCUCAAUCGUAGUAUAUUAUUUAGCGAAAAACCUGUAUGAAAUUCGUGUAUAAAAUAGUUUAUCAUUAUGUCAUUUUGAUGUAGGUACCUAAACCUCGUUAAAUGAAACAAUCAAAGUGUGUAGGUAAAAAAGGGUGAAUAGGACUGUCGGGGUAAAUACUGACGGAGUUUGUAAUACCUAUAAAAAAAGAUUUUCAGGAUCAAUUCAAAGAUUCUUAGACUUUCUGUUUUCAUUAAAAAUAAUGUCAUGCGGCUAGAUUGAAAGCAGUAAUCCCUAUACAAAAUUUAUUACAUAUUCACCCUGUUUUACCGUACAGUUAAUUUUAAUAUUAAUAAUAUAGGUAGAUUGACUAAUGGCCGCUGUCAAAAAUAACACAUCGUACUGAAACAAUCUAAAGAUAUUUUUGAUAUACAUAAUGAUUACGUUGAAAAAGAAAUGAAAACUUCAGUCAUUUAGUCGUGUAAAAGCCAAAAA
This is a messenger RNA of Trichoplusia ni (cabbage looper), 1260 nucleotides long. RefSeq names its product low density lipoprotein receptor adapter protein 1-A. The record is from RefSeq and is a predicted model, not a curated record. The transcript has 6 exons. NCBI's taxonomy places the organism in Eukaryota, Metazoa, Arthropoda, Insecta, Lepidoptera, Noctuidae. Bases 92 to 673 code for a protein of 193 amino acids.